Messenger RNA from Acanthosepion pharaonis, 753 nucleotides. The record is from the annotation of a GenBank genome assembly. Lineage: Eukaryota; Metazoa; Mollusca; Cephalopoda; Sepiida; Sepiidae.
AUGCGAUUGGCCGUUCGGCCAGGUCACGUGACUCGCACGCUGCCCACCGUUCGUUUGCAUCUGCCUUCCCCGCGCUUCUCGCUAAUCACAUUUCUCGCUUUAGCCGCGAAAAUUCAAUUCUUGUUCUUAAUUAGAUGCGUAUUUCCUAUUCCAUUAUUCAAAGAUCACCAGUCCCGAAUUAAUAAUCCCAUUAGACAACUUGAUUUGCGCUUCGGAUAUGAAACGUCAUCGUUGGCUCUCAAUUUCGGGAAACUAACAGGUGCACCAAGGCGUAUAUGUUGUCUGUUGCAUUUGCAAUUGUUUCAUUCCUUUAGUUCUUUCUUUCUUUCUUUCUUUCCUUCUUUCUACCAAUUGGAUGAAGAAAGACUUUUUUCAUUAUCUAUCUAUCUAUCUAUCUAUCUAUCUAUCUAUCUAUCUAUGUCAGUUCAUGUUUAUAUAUCUAUUUUAGUAUAUUCAUAUCUAUCUAUCUAUCUAUGUAUCUAUCUAUCUGAAUAUUUUCAUUAUCUAUCUAUCUAUCUAUCUAUCUAUCUAUCUAUCUAUCUAUCUGAGUAUUUUCAUUAUCUAUUUUCUAUCUAUCUAUCUAUCUAUCUAUCUAUCUAUCUAUCUAUCUAUGUCAGUUCAUGUUUAUAUAUCUAUUUUAGUAUAUUCAUAUAUAUCUAUCUAUGUAUCUAUCUAUCUGAAUAUUUUCAUUAUCUAUCUAUCUAUCUAUCUAUCUAUCUAUCUAUCUAUCUAUCUAUCUAUCUAUACCUCUGA